Messenger RNA from Fundulus heteroclitus (mummichog), 4607 nucleotides. RefSeq names its product serine/threonine-protein kinase BRSK2. The transcript is spliced from 21 exons. Gene Ontology annotation, molecular function: tau-protein kinase activity; ATP binding; protein serine/threonine kinase activity. The record is from RefSeq and is a predicted model, not a curated record. The coding region runs from base 371 to 3100 and encodes 909 amino acids. Lineage: Eukaryota; Metazoa; Chordata; Actinopteri; Cyprinodontiformes; Fundulidae. Gene Ontology annotation, biological process: intracellular signal transduction; microtubule cytoskeleton organization; protein phosphorylation. Gene Ontology annotation, cellular component: cytoplasm.
GCUGUUGGAGGCAGCUGGACCGGCGGCAGCAGUAGAUGCUGUCCCAUCAUCAGAUCACACCCAACCGGGCUGCCGCGCACCGCUCCUCCGGCCGAACACCAUGACACCCGGAUUCGGGACCGCAGCCUGAGCCGAACCGAGGACCAAACCCGCCCCCCCGCAGGACCGCGAGCACACGCGCACAGUCACGCGUACACGCACGUUCCACGCGCGGGUCACCCGACGCCGAGGAUCGCAAGCGACCCAGCGGCAGAUCCACGCGCGGACGGACGGACGGGAGGGAAGCGAACUCCGGCCGCGCCGCAGAGACGCGUCCCACCAGAGAACCGAGUCCGUGCGGGUCGUUUCACGCCCACGCAGAUUUCACAACAUGUCAUCCACGGGCAAGGACGCCAACAGCGGGCAUUACGCCAACUAUGUGGGACCGUACCGGCUGGAGAAGACGCUGGGGAAAGGACAGACAGGUCUGGUGAAGCUGGGCAUCCACUGUGUGACGGGUCAGAAGGUCGCCAUAAAGAUCGUCAACAGAGAAAAGCUCAGCGAGUCCGUUCUUAUGAAGGUGGAGCGGGAGAUCGCCAUUCUGAAACUCAUCGAGCAUCCUCACGUUCUGAAGCUGCACGACGUCUAUGAAAACAAGAAAUACCUGUACCUGGUGCUAGAACACGUGUCCGGAGGCGAGCUGUUCGACUACCUGGUGAAGAAAGGCCGGCUCACCCCCAAAGAAGCCAGAAAGUUCUUCAGACAGAUCAUCUCAGCGCUGGACUUCUGCCACAGCCACUCCAUAUGCCACAGAGAUUUGAAGCCGGAGAACUUGUUGCUAGACGAGAAGAACAACAUCAGAAUAGCGGAUUUUGGCAUGGCGUCUCUGCAGGUCGGGGACAGCCUGCUGGAGACCAGCUGUGGAUCUCCACACUACGCCUGCCCGGAGGUGAUCAGGGGAGAGAAGUACGACGGGAGGAAAGCGGACGCGUGGAGCUGUGGAGUCAUCCUGUUUGCACUGUUAGUGGGCGCGCUGCCGUUUGACGACGACAACCUGAGGAACCUUCUGGAGAAGGUGAAGCUGGGAGUUUUCCACAUGCCGCACUUCAUCCCUCCGGACUGUCAGAACCUUCUGCGAGGAAUGAUCGAGGUGGACGCCACCAAGCGGAUGACGUUAGAGCAGAUCCAGAAGCACACGUGGUAUCUAGCGGGGAAAAACGAGCCUGAGCCGGAGCAGCCGGUUCCCCGGAAGGUGGCCAUCAGGAUGCUGGGUUCCCCCGAGGAGAUCGACCCAGACGUCCUGGAGAGCAUGCACUCCCUGGGCUGCUUCAGAGACAAGGAGAAACUGACCAAAGACCUGCUGACUGAGGAUGACAACCAGGAGAAGAUGAUCUACUUCCUGCUGCUGGAUCGGAAGGAGAGAUACCCGAGCCACGAGGACCAGAACCUGCCGCCCCGUAAUGAGAUCGCAGAUCCUCCCAGGAAGCGCGUGGACUCGCCGAUGCUGAGCCGCCACGGCAAGCGGCGACCUGAGAGGAAGUCCAUGGAGGUGCUGACCGUCACCGAGGGAGGCUCGCCCGUCCCGGUGCGACGAGCCAUCGACAUGGCGACCCACGGUCAGAGCAAAUCUGUGUUCAGUAAAAGCUUGGAUAUCACAAACGCUAACUGCAGCAAGGAGGAAAGGUCGCGGUCGAUCAGCGGAGCUUCCUCCGGUCUGUCCACCAGCCCCCUCAGCAGUCCCAGGCCCCACCGGCGCUUUUUUGUCCCGCCCCAGUCCCCCGAUCUGUGUCAGUCGCCCAACUGCAGCCCUACGCACUGCCCUGAGGUCCGCCUCAAUGGGGUGGGUUCACGCGCGGCCAACUCCUACCAGCCAAAGAUGGGGUCCCCCCUCAUGCACCCACGCACCCAGACACUCCCUGCCAAGCCCAAAGUGUCAGAGAAGCCCCUGCAGACCACCAGAUCCAACCCACUGCCCCACACGGUUCAGAACCCCAGCACCCCUAAAUCUGAGCCGUCCACAGCGAGCCAGCCCCUCGCUCCCUGCAUCCCCAACAGCCCCCGGACCAGACGACACCCUCCCCUCACAGUCCCCCCCAAGCUGUCCAUCCCCCUCUCCCCAGUGCCCCCCAUGUCUCCCCUCCGCCGCCACCACCUCCACCCUGACCACAAUGGCAAAUCUGUCCCCAUCACACAGGUAACCCCUCACCCUUCCCCUAGAGGGAGUCCUCUCCCUACCCCAAAAGGCACGCCUGUGCACACACCCAAGGACAGCCCGGCCGGCACGCCGAGCCCCACGCCGCCGCCAAGUCCCUCCAUCGGCGGGAUGCCCUGGAGGACGCGUCUCAACUCCAUCAAGAACAGCUUCCUGGGCUCGCCGCGCUUCCACCGCAGGAAAAUGCAAGUUCCCACCCAGGAGGACAUGUCCAGCCUCACCCCCGACUCGUCUCCAGAGCUGGCUAAGAAGUCGUGGUUCGGGAACUUCAUCAACCUGGAGAAAGAGGAGCAGAUCUUCAUCGUGAUCCGGGACAAACCUCUGAGCUCCAUAAAGGCCGACAUCGUUCACGCCUUCCUCUCUAUUCCCAGCCUGAGCCACAGCGUCAUCUCUCAGACCAGCUUCCGGGCGGAGUACAAGUCCACGGCCGGGCCCACGGUUUUCCAGAAGCCCGUUAAGUUCCAGGUGGACAUCACCUACACGGAGAGCUCCGGCGCUACCAAGGAGAACGGCAUCUACUCCGUCACCUUCACCCUGCUCUCAGGUCCAAGUCGGCGUUUCAAGCGCGUGGUGGAGACCAUCCAGGCCCAGCUUCUCGGUUCCAACGACCUGCCGGGCAUCCAGCCUCAGAUAUCCGAUGGCUCUCAGCGCUCAGCCGCUUUGCCCGGUAAAUCCUCCAAGCGUGGCAGCCCGUUGAGUAACUUCUUUGACGUAAUUAAACAGCUUUUUUCAGACGAGAAGAACAUCCAAGGGUCGCACUCCCCAGGCACCCCUACCUCGACUAGCUCCCCCACCAAGCAUGCCCCCGCCAGCAGGCCCAGCCAGGCCCCGCCCAAUGACUCUAAAUGCCCCCCGGGCAAAGAGAAAACAAAGAUGGCCGCCAGCAACAGGACACAGGACAACCCUUAAGGAGCAGUAGCUGUGCAUGACUAGAUGAAAAGCAGUAAUCAGGUCAUUAAGAAGCGGAGAGCUGCUAAUUUUGCCCUUUAGCUCGGAUUGAAAGUUAAAAAAAAAAAUCUACUUUUUGCCUAUACAUUUUUGUACUGUAUAAUGGGAAUGGCUCAGUUUAAAAGUCGGAUCAGUAUUUUAAAAACUAGUAGCAAAUGUAGCUUUGCUGUCCCCCCCUCCUUGUGUCCCUCUCUCUGUCCUCCUCACAUGUGUGAUGGCUUGACUUGUCUCUGCCACCAGGGAUCAUCCAUAAUAGCUAUUAACCCCGACGGCUCCUCAGCUGCAGCCCGCUCACGGCCCACCGCCACCGAACCGAGCCAAGCGCUGAGGAAAAGGCGGAGGAUCCCUUUUUGAGUCCAAACGCAGACCUUCUCAGAAGAGUUGUAAAAAGGAAAAAAAAAGGCCUUAAGACAGUGAUGUUUGUCAAUCUACACCCCCCAUGCCCCCUCCCCUUCAUCCUUUUUCUUCCAGCUUUCCCACAUGUACAUAACAAAUGAAAAACUACACAAACUGACUUUCUUUAUGGGAUUAUGAGACUUGAAUCGGUGGAGUCGAGCAGAGGCGGACGGCGCGGCAAACACUGGCCGGAUUGUAGUUCUUUUUAUCGUUGAGUUUCUUUGUGGAAGACUGAACUUCUGAGGACUUUGAGCAAACCGAUUUUGGCAAUUUAAUGGCAACCCGGGAUGGUAAAGAUGGGAGAGUUUGGUGAUGGUGUUAUUAAAAUGAAUGAUCUCUUCUGUUGUACAGGCCUGUGUUGUGACAUUACGUUUUAAGUUGAUUAGUAUUUAUGUUCAGGCAGGGUCACACCAGAAGGGAAAUCUGUCACUUUUGAUCAAUGGGUUUAUCGUUAAAUCUACACACAGGUACAAUUUUAAAGCAAACUCAGAACGGAGGAAGUUCCUGUGACUUUCUAGCUGCUGGGUUAGCCGUUUAAAGUUUGAGCCGUCUGAACACAAUCAGCUUCACACGCCUAGCUGACUGAAAUAAAUCGUUUCCUGUAUAAACGGACGCCAGGCGUUUACAACCUUCAAGAAAGUUCUCAAAGUCUGAGGAAAUACGCUCCCUGUGAGGCAGAAACAAACAAGUAGUGUUUACCCGACAGUAAAUGACGACGGGUUGUUAGUUAUUAGGAGAUUGAACCUUCAACAUUUGCAUGCAAAGCUGCUGCUGUAGUCGUCGUCGGCUAGAGACUGGUGUGGACUCUAGUUGCUAAACAUGUUCAGACUAAAGGAACUGAUUUGGAUUCAACUUCCUGCUUUGGAAGAGUGAACCAGUCCUGGAGGGAAACCCAGACUGUGUUCCCAGCCUAGAAGGAAUACUAAAUCCUUCUAGUAGGUUCUGGGUCUCCUGUGACCAAACCUUCGAUAAGUGGAAGAUAGAUGAAGGUGAGAACAUAAAAGUACUCCUAAAUCUAGAGCUUUGCUUUUCAGUCUGGCUCCUUUUUGCUAUUUCAGACUUCAUCAGAACC